UAAAAGCACUAAUGAACUUCCCCCGCCCUGUCAUGUCUUCAUGCCUCCUGUGGUAAAGGUUUCCUGUGUUGCGUUUAAGUAUGUGUGUAAAAACCAGCUCCUGCAGCGACCACUGGAUUCCUUCCUCUCAUCUUUGGAAAUGCCCAAUGAUUCAAAGACUUCACGGAAGAGCCCGGAGGCGCAUAGAAAACCUCUCUGUCCGUACAGGACACACCGUCUGACACACGUGUCUCUAAUUUUGGGGACCGUGCGUCGCUUGGCCCCUGACAGCACAGUGGUUUCCGUUAGGAGGAAAUGAUGGAGAAGGAAAGUUUCUGACGCCUCUCCGUUUAGUUGGGACUGCCCGCAGGAAAACUAGAGAUCAUUUUUCGCUUUGCGCCGUUUGCUCGCUCUCAUCAUAACGCACGCAAAUCUGAACGAUCUGUAUAUGGAUUUGGGAUUAAUAGGGUCUCCGACAGUGAAAUGUCUCAGGAUUGGAAAUGCAGCUCCACGCCUGCCUGUUGCUCUUUAUUAUCACAACAGAUAAAACAUUGGCCUUGUUGCACCACCACUGUGGUGGAAAUUACAGCCUGGACAAAGAGCCUAUCGGUCACAUCAAACUCACUUCACCUGGACUUAUUACUGACAAAUCCUUACCAGAUUCAAAUUGCACUUGGACGAUAGGUGUUCCUCUGGGUUGGACGGUACUUUUAAACUUAGUGUGGUUGGAGAGUGGUUCGAGCUUAUCGGUGCACUGUGUUUGGAACGAGGAAAGAUAAAGUCCUGGAGAGCGGGGGGACGGCUCUGCUCUCUCGCUGUGAUGAAAACAAAGCCACCUUGACUUGGACAGGAGCAGGACGCUCCUCAAACACUAUUCAGCUGUCCUAUUAUGUCCAGGAAAGUGGGAGGAAUUCCUCGGAGGACCACACCAGCACACAUUCAGACCUCUUGCGUUGGUCUCAGUCGGGAACCAGCUUUACAAGCACAGCUCCGGAUGGUCAAGAUGUGGUAAGAGGGACAGAAAAGGACAGAGAUCGCCUCUACGAAGGUCUGGAGCGGAGUUCUGGGCAUCAGUCUGUGUCUAGUCCCUCCUCUCAGGACCAGGGGCUGCUGCGCCCCACCUCACCCCUGCAGGGACUCUCUGUGGCUGGGAGAGCCGAUAGGGAAACUCUCCCUCUUCCUGAGGAAGAACCAAACAAUGGAGCGGAUACAUCUGGAGCCGCUCACCUUGCUGAUGGCAAAAUGUUUGCCAGUGAGAGAACACACCCCUAUUUCCAGCAUGCACUCAGUACAGAUACACUAGUUUGACACACCACACACAGCAAACACAGGGAAAAAAUCAAGCAACAAGCCUCACACCCAGAUGGCACUGACACAUGCAACGGCCAGUAGCUCCGACACAUUGCAUGGCACAGAUAUACACGAAUAUACAGCCACUCCGACGUCUAAAACAUCUAUAACUGCACAAGCUCACUUCAGCUCCAGCGUCCCACCUAUCACCUCUUCUCCCCCUGAGCUACCUUCCAGGACAACCAGGGAGAGUGGAACCAUCCUAAUGCCCCGUAGUGGAGCUGUUAGUGGGGCACCUGGAGAAAAACAACCCCAUUCCUGGAGGAGCCAGCGAAGCACCUACAGACAUGACUCCGAUCUGACCUCCGCCAUCACCUCUGAUCCUUUAAAAUCACCCACGAAACCUCAGCGGGAUGACUCCAGCAGCGCACACGCUCAUACUGAACCCACUGCGUCAUUCUCAUCCUCACAGGAACCCAGCGGGACUCAUUCAUCCACCACCCACGUCACAGGGCUCGACACGUCUGUUGGUGCUGUGCAGGCUGCUUCAUUUCAUCCAAACAUUACUGACUCAUCUGCAUCAGCUGCGUCAGAGGUUAACAGUCAAACUGCUGCGAUUGAGUCCUUUGAUACAUUUGAAAACACAGAGAUGCUUUACACUUUCACUUCUUCCACACAGAGUCAAACGAACUCUCCACAAAGCACAAAGAGCCUCACACACUCGCCACCUCCUGACACAUCCUCCCCAUUCACACAGACAAACAAAGAAGAGACACAAACGGCAGCGCACAGAGAUUUUGUAAAUACAGACGUGGCUUCUAACACUAUCUCCUCCUCGCCUGACAUUACCAAAGUUGAUGACCAGACUUCAAGUUUCACAGGUUUUUCUUCUACACCCAGAGGAGCUCUGGGAGAUGUAGUUACUGCCGCUGAGACAUACACCCCGCGCCCCACUCACACACUCUUACAUGACAACUCACCCACAAAAUCACUGACUACCGUCCCUAUUUUAUCAUCCAGUACAUCCAUACACUCAUCCGCACCUUCAUACACACUCCAAACACACACUACAUCAUCUAGUAGUUCACAUUUAACUCACACACCCCUGCCUUUGCUCUCCACCACCACUGAAUCCGCCGCACACACACCUCUCAUCGUCCACAAAACCUCACCUAUACCGCCACAAACGUCAACAUCAUCACACACAACUCGUGCACAGAACUUCCUGCCUUUGCCAUCUUCUACUAAUGUUCCAGUUACACACAAACAGCCCCACAACUAUAUUACUACUACACAAACUUCUCUGCUCUCCCUCACAACUGCAAAACCAGAUGAUGGACAUGGAGAUGGUGAGGUAGAAGUAGAGAAAGAAGAAGAGUCUUGGCAGGGGUCUACACAGACUCCCACAGCUGGAGCUUCAUCCUGGACAACCCCACACCCCAGCCAGGAGAACCAUGUGGCACUCACACCUUCUGUUUUAACCUCUAUACCCGAUUUGAGCUCCACAACUAGUCAGACACCCAAGUUCUACAUUGUGCCAGACCAACCUGCAGCCAUCAGAGUGGAGUCAAUUGAGCUGCUGCUGCAGAUCGUUGUGGAAGAGUCCAGAUCGGCUUUUACGUCUGGUCUGGAGGAAGACACCGCUGCCUGGGUGGAGCCGUACCUACAGAAAGCCCCGGGGUUCAGCAAGCUGCUGGGAGUCUGGAGCAGUGGCCGCACAGUGCAGAGUCUGGUGGAAUUUAAAACCAGCGGGGCUCUGCAGUGGCUCAGCAUGACAAGACCCACAUCACUGUUGGAACGAACAGGACUAGCUGAGGCUGUGUGUGAGGGGAGGACCUUCAGAUCAUCCAAGAUUACCAACAUCACACUGGGAGGUCUGCAGGGGGAUGUGUGUGACUGGUUACUGCAGUGUCCAGCAGGCUACAAGUGUGUAUUGCAGCCUGACACUUCAAACUAUAGCUGUUCUUCAAUCUGUCACUUCGACCACUGCCACCACCAUGGCAUCUGUACGCACCACCCGGGCCAACUUCCAGUUUGCCGCUGUCUUGUAGGAGUGGACUUCUGGUACAUGGGUCAGAGAUGUGACGUGAGGAUGACUCAGGCGCGGCUCGUAGGCGCAUGUCUUGCCAUCUUACUCAUCAUGGUGACAGUGAUUGCCGUUUUGGCCCUUGUGGCAGUGCGCCGAUAUAGAGCCAUUCUGAUCCAGGCCAAAGUAGAUCAGACUCGGAGCAGCUAUCGCAGGUUCAACCAUUUUGAUGAGCUGUCAGGACGGUUCUGGUUGCGUUCGUGGGCAGGAUCAGCAGACUCGCUAGAUAAUCCCGCUUUUACGCGCUCCAAUGAGUUACUGCACCUGCAGGCGCUCGACCGCCCCUGCUGUUACCACGACGACACGCUGUCGCUGGCCUCCACCUCCGCUAGCCACGGGACACGCAUCAAUACAAUCUACCCGCACAGCUCUCAGUAUGGUUGGAGGGGAAGCGAGAUGAGCAUGGGGGAUGGUGUUCUGGACUCGGGUAAGGCCAGUGACCUUUCUGUUUGUAGCUGGCCUGUGGAACCCAUUCAGUGGACUCCCUUCCCACUACUGCAGCAACUGGCUUCCCACAGGACGCCCACAGUGAGGGUGUCGAGGCCACGGUCCUACUGUGAGGGCAUGGAGCUGGUAGACCUGGGGAAGAGCUGGACUGCUUGACCGCAAAAAGAAGAAUCAAAUCAAAUGUUGAUAUUCUGCAGCUCAUUUUUGCAUUCUAUGCUUCAAAUAAUCUUGUUUUGUUGAUAAAAAAAACCUGUAAAACUAAAAGUGUAAAUGUGUAUAUAAGUGUAUAUUUUUGUUAGAUUGUUGCUACAUGUUUGAGUUUAUAGCUACAAUCUGUUUCUAAUAUGCUCUCUCUGAUAAGAUGAAGGAUAUACUGUAAAGAUAGAGAAACAAAGAGGCUGUCUUAAUGUCUAUGGUGCCGAGUCUUAUAUAAUGCUUUAAUAAACUUACUCAGGGUAACUUUUGGCAGUUAGAAAAUGUUUAUUUGUUGAGAAUAAAUACAUUUACUAAA
This is a messenger RNA of Cottoperca gobio, 4313 nucleotides long. RefSeq names its product mucin-5AC. NCBI's taxonomy places the organism in Eukaryota, Metazoa, Chordata, Actinopteri, Perciformes, Bovichtidae. Bases 1343 to 3958 code for a protein of 871 amino acids. The record is from RefSeq and is a predicted model, not a curated record. The transcript has 11 exons.